UGUUCUCUUGCGCGCUGCUACUCCACGCCACUCCACGCUUCUCUUGCAGGGAUGCCCACACUGGACACUGACUAUUUCUUUUAAAUUGUUAGGAUUAUCAUAAAUAACUUGUCGACGUUUGACUUUGACAACUUGGACUGAAUUUCCACGAUGGCAGGCACACCAUUUGAGCAGUGGAACAAUUUCCUAGACCUGAUCGACGAGGCAAAAGAAUUUCUGUUGAAGGCAGAACAGGGAGAAAUGUGCUUGAACCAAUUGAAAAGCCUCUCGGACCGAGGGAUGGAAAUUUUAAAGCAGGAAGAAGCUGAAGACAAGAAGUUGCAGAUGAUCAUGCUGGACAUGAAUCUGAUGGACGUGCUGUUUAAAAUCUUCCAACUGAAUAUUCGCAUUCUCUCACCUGACAAGUUCAACUUUGACCCUGUGGUCCACGCUCACAAAAUUCUGCAUGUGGUGAAAGAAAAAGAUGGUCAAAACUGGGCUGACACCCUUAUCGAGGACUUCUCUCGUUCUGCUUCCAAAGUGUUUGGCUUCAAAGCACCCUCCCUCAGCGUCAUGGCUGGGGCUCUGGAGAUCACCGACCCUGAGAAAAAAGCCAAGGUCAGGGCAGCUCCUGUCAGACUGCCAAAGGAUGUGAUCGAGCCAGCUAAAGCUCCCGAAAAGGUGGACGCUGUGAAGGGCAGAACUGUGGAGGAGACUGUGAUGGAAAUUGAAAGGCAACUCAUUCAAGCCUAUGAACGGAACCAAGAUUCGUCUCUCAGCUACAUCAAGUUCGUUUUCAACCCCGACUCCUUCUCAAAGACUGUCGAAAACAUCUUCCACAUUUCCUUUCUGGUCAACAGCAAUCGAGCGAGCAUCUUUUUAGACAAGGAUAAAAGACCCAGGAUCAAACCUAUUCCAAAGGAAAACUGGACCAAGAGCAGAGAUAGCAAGUGUGCCUUAGUCAUGAGUGUCACUCCUGAAGAGUGGAAGGAGGCUGUUAGGUUGUUCGAUGUCAAGAAACCCAUGAUUAUUCUGAAAGAGAGUGAUAUUCCUGAUACCAAACAAACCAAUGCUUCUCAGAAGCGCAAGCGUUAGGCUAGAUGAAGCCCAGUUUCUAGAGCCGAAUCAGCAAAUUCGUGAAUGAAACUAAAUUAUCUGAAUGCAGUACAAUCAAGAGUCAAUUUAAUUAUAAUUCUAUGUACAAUUUUAUACAAUUUGAUAGUGGCUCUUCAGUAUACUCAGCAGCCUUGUCUCUGGGAGCGUUGACAGCUGAGCCAUGAAUGAGUCUGUAAGCAGUGACCAAAAUAAAUAUACGUUAGCAAACA
Molecule: messenger RNA, 1304 nt
Organism: Cloeon dipterum
Lineage: Eukaryota; Metazoa; Arthropoda; Insecta; Ephemeroptera; Baetidae
Product: EP300-interacting inhibitor of differentiation 3-like
Exons: 7
Coding region: 151-1074 (307 amino acids)
Biological process (GO): DNA repair
Cellular component (GO): nucleus; Smc5-Smc6 complex
Source: RefSeq, a predicted model, not a curated record